AUGGCACACAGAGUCAGCGGCGACGACGACCUGAGGGAGCGCCUCUACGAGCGGCGGCUUCGCAGCUUCAUGAGUCAGCGCGGGCUCCAGCGGAGCGAGGCUCAGCGGCGCGUUGUUCAUCUGGAGUCGGCGCUCUUCCAAGGCGAGGCCGAGGGACAGCAGGAGAAGGAGCGGCCGCCAGCUUGGCUGCGGGACGCGACUGCUGCCAUCGACAACAGCCUUCCGUCACCGGCUCCGGAGGUUGUCGCCGCCCUCGAGGAGAGGCUCGCAGAGGCGGAGCGGCAGGCGUCGCAGGCUCGCUCCCGCAUGGCGCAGCAGCGGCAGCUUCUCGAGCGGCAGCGCGCGGCGCACGCGGAUCAGGUCGACGCUCUCGCCACCGCCGCCGAAGCGCGCGAAGUGGAGCAUCGGCGAGAGCUUCGGCGGGCAGAGGCGGCACUCGAGGAGCAGCAACAGCAAGAGAGGCAGGUGGUCGCCGUGCUCCGCUCGCAGAUCGAGGCGGCGCACGAGUGGCAUGCACGGCUGGCGGAGGCGCAGACAGAGGAGGCGGCGCGGCUGGCGGCCGCAUCGGAGACGGAAGGGGAGGAGCUCAGGGUGGAGCUGCUGCGGGAAGAGCUGGCCACAAUCGAGCGUGAGCGCUCGACGAGUGAGGCGGCGGCGCGGGAGGGGAAGCGGCAUCACGAGGCGGCGGAGGACGAGGCAGAGGCGCGAGUAGCGCGGGCGGAGGCGGAGGCGGAGGCGGCGAGGGAGCGGACAGCGCGGGCAGAGGCGAAGGCGGAGGCGGCGGCGGCGCGGACAGCGCGGGCAGAGGCGGAGGCGGCCGAGGCGAAGGGGCGGACGGUACAGGCAGAGGCGAAGGCGGCCGAGGCGGAGGCGAGAGCGGUGCUGGCGGAGGCGGCUGCCGAGGCGGCGAGAGAGCGGGCGGCGAGGGCGGCUAGGGCCGAGGCGGCAGCCGAGGCGAUGGCCGAGGCGGCUGUGGCACGCGUGACGCAGGCCGCGGCGGCCGAAGCCGCGGCGAGUCGGGAGGCGCUUGCUGUCCCCGCGCUGCGGCAAGCCGCUGCCGUCGCGACGAGGCGGCUCGAAAGCGACAACAUCUCGCUGAGCAACAACGCCGUCAACCAGUUGGCCUCGAUGGCUAAGGAGGCCGUCAACCAAUUGGCCUUGAUGGCUAAGGAGGCGGGCGCUGUGGCGACCUCGUUGGGUAGUGAAUUGGCCUCGGUGGCUAAGGUAGCGAUCGACGCCAACCGCGAGAUUGGCGCCAACCGCGAGACUUACAAAGACCUCGAGCAGAUCCUGGACCUCGAGGUGACGUUCGAGGCGGAGCAGUCCGGCCGGCAAGCACUCGCGGAGGAGCACGCAUUCGCAGUCCACAGGCAACUCCGCGAGGCGCGGUCCGGCUGGGCCCUUGCCAAGAUGCAGCUCGUGCUGGGCGCCACAGCGUGCGCGCGCAAGCAAUCCGCCUUGGCCCGCUGGGCGCGCAGAGCCUGCGGCCUAAAGGUAGCCACGCUCAGGCGGCGCGCGGCGGCGGCCGCUGCCGACGCGGCUGACCUGCGGGGGUGUAUCAGGCAGGCGACGCAGCUGUUUGAAGAAUGA
This is a messenger RNA of Emiliania huxleyi CCMP1516, 1590 nucleotides long. RefSeq lists its product as hypothetical. The coding region runs from base 1 to 1590 and encodes 529 amino acids. NCBI's taxonomy places the organism in Eukaryota, Haptophyta, Isochrysidales, Noelaerhabdaceae. The record is from RefSeq and is a predicted model, not a curated record. The transcript is spliced from 2 exons.